Aspergillus oryzae RIB40 is the source of this 942-nucleotide messenger RNA. Its product is annotated as Mpv17/PMP22 family protein. The transcript is spliced from 2 exons. The record is from RefSeq and is a predicted model, not a curated record. Lineage: Eukaryota; Fungi; Ascomycota; Eurotiomycetes; Eurotiales; Aspergillaceae. Gene Ontology annotation, cellular component: cytoplasm; membrane; mitochondrion. Bases 1 to 942 code for a protein of 313 amino acids.
AUGAGACAUACACUUGUCACCCAGCUUGGCAAACGGCCAACGCUAUUUUCGCGGUCCCAUCUAUCAUCUCGCAUACGGCCUCAAGGAAACCGAUCUACCAGCUCAUCGCCGAAGAGUCCUGAGAAAAACGUACCCUCCCAGAACGCUCAGUCUAAAGCCGCACCCCCUUCAUCGACGCAAUCCUCCUGUUCCUCCGCCACCCCGCGUACAGUCCCCGCCAGUGCCCGAUCACGAUCGCUGCGUGACGUUAUCGUGGAGGGACCCCUUGGCAAGCUCGGACGGUCAUAUUCGCGGAUUCAGGAAAGAAGGCCUUAUGCGACACAAUUUUGGAGCUCGAUCGUCGUGUACCUGUGCGGUGACUUGAGCGCACAGUUAUUGUUUCCGUCAGAUAACAAGUCGGUCAAGGAUACAGCCCGAGAAAAUUCAGAGAGUGAAGACAAUGACGCCGCGACAUCCGGAGGGGGAUAUGCCCCGUGGAGGACAUUGCGGCAUUUGACCGUGGGCGCAGGAUCAAGCAUUCCGUCGUAUAACUGGUUCAUGUUCCUUCACCACCACUUCAAUUUCGCAUCCAAAUUCCUCUCGAUCCUCACUAAGGUCUGCGUGCAACAGGCCGUGUUCACACCCGUCUUCAACACCUACUUCUUCAGUGUCCACUCGCUGCUUUCCGGCGCAACUCUCGAGGAGACCUGGGAGCGUCUGAAGAAAGCGCUUCCGGUGAGUAUCACCAACAGCGCGAAGUUGUGGCCUGCAGUCACCGCGUUCAGCUUCAUGUACGUGCCGGCUCAGUUUCGGAAUAUAUUUUCUGGAGUUAUUGCGGUCGGAUGGCAGACGUAUCUCAGCUGGUUGAACCAGAAGGCGGCGCGAGAAGUCGAGGCCAAUGAGUUGGCUGAGGCAGCGGCUUCGCAGAUCGGUAUUGGCGCCUCAGCGACGCUGAAGGCAUAG